Molecule: messenger RNA, 1803 nt
Organism: Calliphora vicina (urban bluebottle blowfly)
Lineage: Eukaryota; Metazoa; Arthropoda; Insecta; Diptera; Calliphoridae
Exons: 1
Coding region: 1-1803 (600 amino acids)
Source: RefSeq, a predicted model, not a curated record
AUGCAUUCCAUAGUACGCAUUACAUUAUUAUAUGGUUUACUUAACAUUAUCAACAUAAAAACAAUCAGUGCUAAAAGUUUAAAUAUUGCAGAUGUCAUUAAUGAUAUUAACGGAAAUGCCAAACUGAAUUUGAAUGUGGUAAUAAAUCUGGCGGAAAUCAAUCAAAAAACUAAAUCAAACUUUGUGGAAAUAGUGAAACAAAUAAAAGUACCACAAUUAAUUAUAAAUGAGGAGCAAGUUACUCUUGACUAUCUCCAGGCUAUUAAACCUCUUUAUCAGAAGCAUAACAGUGAAAGCAUAGCAAUAGUUGGAUUAAACAGAAGUAGUUUAAAUAGCUCUCUGGAAUUAUUGGAUCGUUUACUAUGGAGAAGACAUUUUAAGGAUAUAGUGCUGGUAUAUCAAAGAGAUCAUAAGGAGCGCUCAGAAUUAUUUAAUACACAACUUUUACAAAUAUUUGAAAAAUGCUGGUCGAAAGGUUUUAUAUCGGUGUUGUUGUGGUCUCAGGGUCAACUCUACACUUAUCACCCUUAUCCAAAUAUUAAAGUGAUACAUCUCAACAAUGUGGCCCAGUUUUUGGACAAAUCCCAUUUAAAUAAUUUUCAACAACGUUCAUGGCGCCUGCCAUUUUUUGACUUUCCCAAUUUAUGCUACUCCUAUAAAAACCGUCAUGGGCAACUUGUUCGUACCGGUUACUUUUACAAAUGGGUACAAUUGUAUUUGCAAUAUUACAAUGCUUCCAUAGAACACUUUUCCCUUGAUAUGUGGUCUGGUAAUCUCAGUCUAGCGAAAAGUCGUAGUCUACUUAGUGCGAUGGACUUGUGUAUGGUGCCAAUAUUUGUGCGCAAGUUUGGUGAUUUUUUUGAAACAAGUAAUGUCAUGUAUUUGACCAAGGUCUUGUUACUGGUACCCAAUGCCAAAGAAGUGCCACAUAGUUUAUAUCUUGUUUUGCCUUUUACUGCCUUCAUAUGGUUCAUUAUUUUUGCAAAUGCUGUCAUGAUAUUUGCUGUCAUGUAUUUUAUGGAACGUAGCUCUAAGCAAGGAAUGGAUAUAAGUAAAUUGGCCCUGCAGGCUUUUAGUACAAUCAUAUUUCUUUCGACUGGUUUUAUACAUCAAAAAUCACUAAAACAUUUUUUAAUGCAUCUACUGUUCCUGUUUACGGGUAUAUUUCUUACCAACUACUACAGUUCCAGUCUGUCUAGCAUGUUUACCUCCAAGGUUUACGAACCCCAACUUAAAUAUCUCAACGACAUUGGUCGCACGGACCUAACGCUACUGGAAUAUAGUGCUGAUGUAAAUUAUAUGCUUGAAAUCGACAUACCCAAACUAAUAAAGCAACGUGUUCGCUCGGGCAAUAACACUGAGUUGUUUAGAGGACGCCAGCAGCUCAACAUGACCUACAUGUAUACCGUUCAUGAGGAAUUUAUGGACUAUUUAUUAUUUCAGCAAUAUUAUUUAAAGCAUCCCAUUGCCAAGAAACUUGACCAGGUAUUAUACUAUCGUGGUAUGUAUGUGUCACUUCCCCAUCGAUCUCCUUUAAUUGAUCAUUUCAACCAGUAUUUGCUGCGUAUAUGUGAGAAUGGUCUGCUGCAAAAGUCUCUGGUAGAUACCAAGUGGGAUGGUGUGUUAAGUGGUUACCUAAAAAUCAUGCGUGAUCCGGUAGUAGAGAAGUCUUUGGGUUUGGAAUAUUUACGUUAUGGCUUUGUUGUUUGGAUUUGUGGUUUAUUGUGUUCAGUGGUGUCGUUUAUAAUUGAGUAUAAAAUGUUUGCCUUUAAAUGUGGCAAGAGAAAAUCGCAAUUAAAUUAA